UUUAUUAUUUGGCUUUUAUCAUAUAGAUUUGGGACCAAUUCGGUUUAUGUUUUACAAGGCCCUGGUGGCCAAGCUUGGAGUCCGGUGCCGGAUUUCGAUCCUUUGCAAAAUUCCUUCCACAUCCUCGUAUCCGCAUCGCCGAAAGAUGCUCAGCUAUGCCGUACCAUUACUUCAUCGAUGAUUCUCGAUUACCCGCCCUUGACGCUCUUAAGACCGAAACCAGAGUCCAGGAAAGGGGCUACCGCUAAGCAGGCCGCGGUCGAGAAGGUCGAAUCCAUGCUCACUUUCUUAAAAACAAAUAAACGAAUUCGAGAAAGAGAUCUGCUGUUGAUAGUGGACAGCAAAGAUACUGUGUUUCAGCUACCGUCCGAUGUUCUCAUCAACCGUUAUUUGGAGAUAACCCGGCGGAAGAAUGAACACUUGAAAAGCAAAUACGGCACCAAGGUAAUUGUUGACCCUGAAAACGAGAGUAACCGUUGGGUGGUUCCGAAAUAUACACAGAAGGCCUUGUUCGCUUCUCGAAAGGACUGCUCGUCCAACGUUACCGACGGUGCCGCUUGUGCCAGUGUCCCGCAGUCUCCAUUGCCACCAGACAUAUAUGGCCCUAAAACGGAUAAGAAACGUGAUGGAACCCUGAACAGACCUCGUUGGAUUGAGUCAGGCGCUGUCAUGGGUCAAACAUCGGACUUGAUCCCUAUAUACGAACGGGUUUUGGAGGAAAUGAAAAAACAGCCGUUACGCGCCAAUGAACAAUUGAUUUUCACCAACAUGUUUGGCGCACAAGAAUAUUCCAGAGAGAUAGAAAGAAGAAAGACUGGAAGUCCCCUCAAGGACUGGGUUUGGGAUUAUAUGGGAAUUUUAGACAGUACCAAUGUCACCGGGGUGCGAGCUCACAUACAACCGGGAAGCCGACAUGAGUUCGGUAUGGGGCUUGAUUAUGAAGGACAGCUAUUUCUCAGCACGAGGAAGACACUUGGUGAUAUAGAGUGGUUGAGAUACCGAGACUCGCGCAAAGUAUCGUCUGUGCAAAUACAACACGGAGUCCCGCGAGAAGUACGAUUAAAUCUGCCGCUUGAUAUUGAACAGAACCCAUUGAACCCGUUCAAAAAGGUCAAGCUAUCAAGCAGUUUAUCUAGCAAAACUGCAAACAUGACAAGCAUUGACGUACUUCCACCUUCAUGGAACUUCACAUGGAAUGACCUACCUCUCGUUACAUACAUUCAAACAGCAGCAGUACCUGCCAUCAUUCACACUAGUGGAGAGACAAGCGUCCGACAAACUUUCUGGCUCAACUCGUGGUUCCACCCUUGGGCUCGAGCGUUAUUACGCAACUAUUUGCGAUCUGCACCAAAGAUACAGCCGGGGCGCCAGAUUUCGACUUUAGGAGCCACAGAUUUACUAAAACAUCCUGACAGAAAAGGUGGCAUGUGGACUGACAACGACGAAUGGAUGAGUUUCGAGGACCUUUGCUCUGGUCUCGAAACCCCAAUGUUCGACGAUGAGCUCGGACCCUGGGGCAACGAGAAACCGAGCGCACUUCGCGCAGUCUACAAUCUUUGGGGCAAAUUAAUGGCCGGGAAAGGACGCAAAUAUGUGAAAUUGGGCGAAAUGGGAUCUGAAGCCGAGGAAAUAGAGAGAUUCAUACUUGGGGUAGAUGAGGACGAGGAGGAAGAUCCUGAGCUAGAGUGAGGUACUCUUCGAGCGAGGUAUAGUGAUCAUCAUAUCAGUUCCUCUGUACAUUAUUUCACACUUUACUUCUCGUUUUGGGCUGAAUGACCGUCCUUGAAGUGCCUGAGAUUUCUAUUCUCAGAUGGAACACCACAAGCAUCAUAGACACCAAAAAUUUGUGUAUAUUAGCAAUUGUAUCUAUAUUUAUUUUACCCAUUUAUUUCAGUCUUCCC
Talaromyces stipitatus ATCC 10500 is the source of this 1901-nucleotide messenger RNA. RefSeq lists its product as uncharacterized. The record is from RefSeq and is a predicted model, not a curated record. Bases 178 to 1689 code for a protein of 503 amino acids. The transcript is spliced from 2 exons. NCBI's taxonomy places the organism in Eukaryota, Fungi, Ascomycota, Eurotiomycetes, Eurotiales, Trichocomaceae.